This is a messenger RNA of Myripristis murdjan (pinecone soldierfish), 4055 nucleotides long. RefSeq names its product LIM domain and actin-binding protein 1-like. NCBI's taxonomy places the organism in Eukaryota, Metazoa, Chordata, Actinopteri, Holocentriformes, Holocentridae. The transcript is spliced from 10 exons. Bases 59 to 2134 code for a protein of 691 amino acids. The record is from RefSeq and is a predicted model, not a curated record.
AGGUUUCACAAAAAGAGUGACUCGUCGGAAGUUCACACAGCAAUUCAAGUUGCCAGAGAUGGAGAGUGUUCCAUUCAAUCGACGGUCUUGGGCUACACAGUCCUUACGAGUCACAGCAAAGGAGCUGUCACUGGUCAGCGGCCGAGGGAAAAGUAAUGCCAUUGCAGAGCGCUUCUCCAAGUACCAGAGGGCUGCUGAGGAGUCAAGUGCUGAGAGAAAAAAAGGAUCAUUCGACAGUGUGACCCCCGCCCUGCGCACUGGCAACCUGAGUGCUCUGAAGCAGCGCUGGGAGCAGGCGGGGCACCUUCAACAGGACAAGGCCUCCUCAGCCCUACCUCUUAGCCAACCCAGCUCCCGCUUCACACCCUCUGCCCAGCCGAGGCCUGCUCCUCUCAGUGAGCGCUGCCCCCCAUCCAAGUCCCCCAGACAGCUGACUCCUCAGGGAGGUCAAGGUACAGCCAGCUGCUUCCAGUACCCAUCAACAGCUUCAAAAGUAUCCGAGGGAGAAGAGAAGACAGAGAUGGAGCGUGAUGAGCUGAAGUUUGGAGAUGGUCCUGAAAAGCUCGAAGAGCAAGUUGUACUCAGUCCCAGUGCCUUUAUUGAAAAGCCCAGUGUGCCACUCAGUAACCUGAAGAUGAGGUUUGAGAAGGGAGAGGACGCCACGCACAAGAGUGGCAGGACAGGACUACGCAGAACUUCAUCAGAGGGAACAGACCAGCAGGGGGGCCUGUCCUUGUCUGACAGGGUGCUGGAGACCACAUCUCUGAGGGAUAAGAUGGCAAAGUACCAGGCUGCUAUUUCCAAACAAGGACCCAAACACCCUGGUCUGGCCCCAGAAAUGCCCACUCAAAAAAUAGCUGCACCUGUAACUGAGAAACACACACCUGUGCCUGAGCACAAUGGAGAAACCAAGGACCAACCCAAGGCAUCCAGGAAGUUCUGCCUGCCGGUGAGGGAGACGUGCAUUGCUUGUCAAAAAACAGUGUACCCACUGGAGAGACUAGUGGCUGAUCAGCAUAUCUACCACAAAAUCUGUUUUCGCUGUGUUCACUGCAACACAAAGCUCAGUCUUGGGAACUAUGCCUCUCUGCACAACAAUGUCUACUGCAAGCCUCAUUUCAGCCAGCUGUUUAAGGCUAAAGGUAACUAUGAUGAGGGUUUUGGCCACCGGCCUCACAAGGAGCUGUGGGCACCACGAGUCGAUGAAGAGGAAGAUAAUGAAGUGGUGAAGCCCAAGGAACAAGAGGCACCAGCAGCAGUGACGCGACCAGCUGAGAGAGUUUCAGCCGAACAACCUGCCCCAGCUGUGGAGUCAUCCCCACUUGCCAAAGUUACAGACCUGACUGCCAUGCUGGAGACACAGACCAAGACACACACUGGGUCCAGUGGGAAACUUCCCUCGACAGAGAGGCCUGCUGAGACCUGCAGGCUGAGGAUCGCCUGGCCCCCUCCUACUGGUGAUGGCCAGUCUGGGGCAGCAACUCAACAGCCGAGUCCAGCGACGGAAGGAAUUGCUUCAGGUCGAGCCUGGAGGGCCAAGUGGCCCCCAGUGGAAGAGCUGCCAUCAUCCUUCCAAAGCCAAGAACGGGCUGAACUGAAAAGCCUGCGGAGGUCAUCUUCUCUAAAGGAGCGCAGCCGGCCCUUCACAGUCGCAGUAAACCCCAACCCCACUACCAACCUGGAACCACGGGGACCUCGUCGUCCUCUCAAAGCCCUGCUGGAAAGGAGGGGAUCACUGGAGAAAACACGCUCAUUUGAGGAGGAUAAACCAGAACUCCAGCAGGUGAAGCAAGAGGAGCAGAAAGAGGAGAAGACCCCUCCACUUCCAAGUGAAGACGCAGCAAGAGGAAGUGAGACCACGUCAGAGGACGUGGAGACCCUUCCUGAGCAGCAGGAGGAAAAAGAUGAACAGAGAGGAAAUGCAUCAGCAGAGAAGUUUGCAGUGGAAGAGGGCUCUCUGAGAAGCAUCUCCCCAGAUAUCUCAGCCUCGCCCUCACCACCUUUGCAGCCAAAAAAUAAUCGCACGUCUGAGGAUGUGGGCUUCUGGGAGGAGAAGGAAGGAAGUGAUGUGGAGGAGGAGCUGACUGCGGAGGAGAUCAUCAAGAGGAACCGCUAUUAUGAGGAUGAUGUCUGAACUAGAAAAUGUCAUUGUCUUACUGUAAGCCCUUCCACCAUACAACACUCUAUUUUAUGCAUCAUAUUUUACUUAUAGGUACAUUAAUUACAAAUUUAGAUUUGCUGAAUUUUAUAGUAUUACUGGGGAAUUGAAAGAAACAUCAUAAUUUUAUAUGUAUGUAUAUACAGCAUAUUGCUAUUUUUGCCUUUAAUUUUUAGUUUUUUUAUUGAAAUUACAUACUGCAAAAACAUCUGAUACAGCUUUUAUAUGACACAUAAUUACAAUGUGCAAGGGGCUUCUAUUAAGCUUGAAUCGGUGAAUAUCUGGGCCUUAUUUUCUGAUAUUUAUGUGCAUCAUCAGUGGCUCAUUAUUGAAAGGUGGUUUUUCCAAAUAGCAUCAUUUUCAAGUGGCACUUAAAAUGCUAUUGUAUAAUAGGCAGUCCUGGACUUGCAUAGAGUGAAACAAUCAGUUGUUCAGUGGAUUUUUGCCUUACCACCUGGAGUGUAGCCCAUUCGUCCAUCAUAGUGGGACGGUGAAAACCCAAAUAAUACUAAGAUGCUGUUAUUGGAAAAUAAAGAGCACAGCUAGUUGUAAAAUGAAAUUGCUGUGCAUUUUAUUGUUAAUUUUGUUAAAAAACUGCCUCAGUUUAACAUAGUAAUAUAGUUUAAAAUAAGUUAAAAAGUGAGAUAAACAACCAAAUGUUCUUGAUGAGGUUUCAGCGAAUGUCUAAGUUAACACUGUAGAGGCCUUGUCUUCGCUCAGGGAUGAAGUCAUCUCUACCACCAGUGUUGUCAUUGUUCCCCAGCGUCCAGCCGCCUUCAUAUCUCUUCUUGUGGGACUCAGUCCUUCUCUACCAUGCCUCCAUCAGAGAUAUUACAAUUACUUGAAGUCACCUUCCUCAGGCAAAGUACCCGGCCACUGCUUAUGAAGGUACUGUGGAGCAUGGCAGUAUGGAGUUUAAGCAGGAUGCCUUUAUUAAGCCCUUGCCCCUCACCAGCACCUGAAUAUGCACAUAAUUAAAGUGGAGAUCUUUUUACUGAAGACGCAUAUGUAGACCAAUCAGUAGACCAUAACAAUAUUAACCAGUAAAAAGCUCGAUGCUUUUAUAAAAAUACAUUGCACCAUGCAGCUGCAGCAGUAAAUUGCACUGGGAUGUUCCUAGUAAUUUGGGCUAUCUCAUGCGAAAGUCAGAGCUCCUUCACUACAGCUCUAAUGGAGAGGCAUUACACUUGUUCUUUUCAAUUUUUCCAGCUGCGUGUAUUUAGCUCAAACCAAUUUAAUGAAGCUGAGCACUUUUCAAAAUUUGACCUUAAAUUAGCCCGAACAGACCAUGAAAUGUCCCAUAUUUUAGAUUGCCAUUGCCACAGUAAGGGAGAAGAGAGUUCCUACUGAUACCUCUAAUUUCAGUGUAAGAUCUCAAUAUAAACUGCCUCUUUUGGCUUUCUGGAUUUGUUUUUAACUCCUUCAAUAGUGGUAUGUUUUAUAUUGUAUAUAAACAUUUUAUAAUAUUUUCUUUUAAUAUGUGCACCAGAAUAUUUGCAUGGACCGCAGCAGAACCUCAUUCAUUUGAACACUUUUUUUUAGGGGAUAUUGUUUUAAUUAUUGAAAUCUUCAGAGACUGAAAUAUAUUGAAACACAGUUGUGAACUAUCUCCACAAUAUACUAAAUGUAAGUACUCAAAUGCUGUUCAGAAGCUGGGGCUGAAAUUUACUUCUAACAAAAAGAAAUUUCAAAAUUUGCACAAAGUAAACAAUGUGUUUUACGCAUUACAUAUUCAUUAAUUACGUGGCUCAGAUAAAUGAGGCUCUACUGUAUUAGGCUUCUUGUACCCCCAUAUUUUUUUAUACAUAUUUGGUGAGGGAAAAAAUGUUGUUAUAGAGGGAAACCAAACAGGGAAAAUGACUGCAUUAAAUAAAAUACCCAUUACAAUGCGUCUGCA